Molecule: messenger RNA, 2370 nt
Organism: Osmia bicornis bicornis
Lineage: Eukaryota; Metazoa; Arthropoda; Insecta; Hymenoptera; Megachilidae
Product: endoplasmic reticulum lectin 1
Exons: 7
Coding region: 508-2040 (510 amino acids)
Biological process (GO): retrograde protein transport, ER to cytosol; endoplasmic reticulum unfolded protein response
Cellular component (GO): endoplasmic reticulum lumen
Source: RefSeq, a predicted model, not a curated record
ACGAUUGUUUUCGAAGAUCCUAUAGUAAUACACUUCCAAACAAAAUUUCUCUAUUCUAUGUAGGUUUUUGAAACAAAUCCGACCUGUAAUAAGAAAAUAGAUUUUGAACGGCGAUUAUAUAUUUUUACUUUUAAGCAUUCAUUUAACAUGUAUUAAGUUCAACGAAGCUGAUUAACGUUGCGUAGAAGAACGUCCACGUCUUCUGCUCACGUGGUAUAAAAUUAUUGGUAUUUGGACACAAUUGGGGUUAAGCAAGGAACUGCAAAUUUUAUAUGUGCACUGUCAACCUCGCAAAGAACAAAAAAUACAAAUUUCUUUAAAAUUAAUUACAUAUAUCAUAUUGUUUCUGACACAUACAUUGGAAGAAAUACGUUUUAACCACCACAGCUGUAUCACAAAAAGCAAAUGAGUUAACGUUGAUAUAUCGCUAUCGUCAUAAAUCUGUAGAUAUCAAGUAUAUAUAUAUUUCGUUUAAAAAUAUGGUGAAAUAAUUGUAGUUUUAUAAAAAUGUGGAAAUACUGUGGUAUUUAUAAUGUGUUUUGUAUCAUAAUUGUUGUUGUUUAUGGACACGAUUUUAAAAGUUUUGAUGAUACUGUUCUCUUUAAAAUCAAUUGGUCAGGCAAAGCUGGUUCAGAGCUAUUAGAAUCUAGAACAAAUGUGGAACCUUAUUUUAUAACAACUGCAAAUAAUGAGCGGUAUCAGUGUUUAAUAGUUGAUAAUUCAGAACAAGAAAAGAAUCGUAAUGAACCAUACAAUGGACCAAAUCCGGUAGAAAUUUUAUCACCUUUAUUCAAUCAAAAUACUUGUUCUUACAGGCUUGAAUCUUAUUGGUCAUACGAAUUGUGCCAUGGAAGAUAUGUACGUCAAUAUCAUGAGGAUAGGGAUGGAAAGAAAGUAAAAACCCAAGAAUAUUAUUUAGGUACUUUUGAUAAAAGACAAGAGUUGAAGCUUUUGGCUGAAUAUGCAGAGAGAGAAAGAAAUCCUAACAGAAAGGCAGAGAUUCCUGUUAAAAAAGUUGAUGGAAUCAAUAUGCCCUAUGUUGAAAUUGAAAUGGCCGAUGGCACAGCUUGUGAUUUGACAAAUAAACCAAGGAAAAUAAAAGUUUUGUAUGUCUGUUAUCAACAUGGUAAACAUGAAUUAUUUUCACUUGAAGAACCUGCUAGCUGCGAAUAUGAAGUUAUUGUCCUUUCUCCUUGGCUGUGUAGUCAUCCUGAUUAUAAACCGCAAGCUACAGGAGAAAAUGAAAUUAAUUGUCAACCAGUUGGCAAUUCACCAAAAAAACCAAGAUCUCUUGUUGCAAUGGAAAUAGAAAGUUUGAAACUUCGACAUCAGAAAGUAACGGAUGACAAGCUGCAGAAAGUCUAUGCGAUCUUCCAUGUAGAUAAGGAGGGCCAGGAUGGCGAAGCACGAGUUAGAGUUGAAAUACAUCCUGUUGAUGUUAUCGAUAAACAUAAUAUUGAAGAUUCUAUAAAUUCAUUAGCAGAUCAAAGUAUCAGCCCAGCUGAAGUAAGUCCUGUGAAAAAUUUUUUAAGCGGUAAAAAUUGUUUGCACGGUGGCAAUGGAUGGUGGAAAUAUGAAUUCUGUUAUGGACGUUCUGUGGUUCAGUAUCAUAUAGAACGCGAUGGUACAAAAACUAUAGUGAAUCUUGGUAAAUUUGAUAAACAGAAGCAUUUAGAGUGGAUUGCUGCACAUCCACACAAAAAAUCAAAGUCACCGGUACUACGGAAACAACUUAUUCAUUUUUAUAGCGAUGGUACUGUUUGCGAUAAGACUGGCAAUUCAAGACAAACCGAGGUGAAAUUAAAGUGUGUGGAAAGCCAUACGACUAGUCCAUCAAGCAUUUCUCUAUUUUUACUCGAACCAAAAACAUGUGAAUACGUUCUGGGAGUUGAAUCGCCGUUGAUCUGUGAUAUUUUAGAAUACGCCGAUGAGAAUGGACUUCUUAGCGAAAAGUUUGAAGCAAAUUUUGACAAAUUAAAAACAACCGCUUUCCAUGAAUACGAUGAUUUGGACGAAAGGAUAGCAAACGGAGAUGAUUAGAAUAAUUCAAUUAACGAUUACAAAUGUUGUCCAGUAAAAUAAAUUUGAUGAUGAAGGAGACAGUAUUAGAGUGCUGGACACUUGCAUUUAGUUUCAACCAGGUUAGAUGAAACUUUGAUUUUUAGAAUUCAAUGUAUACCAAUAAAUUAACGUUAUACUUCAAAGUCUUGACGCACUUUAAAAUAAUUGUGUAAGCGUAACAGUUGUUCAGAUCUAUCGUAUUCUAUACGUAAUAACACGAAUCAUCGUGCAACGGAGGUUGUAAUGUAUGUAAGGUUUUUUCACUCUGUAAGCUUUUGAAAGGAACAAUUAAAAUCGUCUUAACGUUAA